AGAAUAAAUGAAUGAAUUAAUCAUUGAAACUACAGAUAAUACCUAGAUAUCGCUACAAUCCUGUGUUGAAGCGGGGAAUAUAUGGAUAUGAAUACGAAUAUUGGUGGUGGUGGUGUUGACACAGAAUUACUUGAAUGCAUUAUUCAUUAUAUCAUGUCGCGGCUCCCCACCAAAGCUGUAGCUCGAACUAGUGUUUUGUCCAAAACAUGGUACCAAAUCUGGAAAAAUUAUACUUCCUUAGGAUUUUCCCUAACCCAGAAAAAUAAAGAUGAUGUUGUUAAAUCUCUGCGUCAGUUCAGCCAACACAAGAUAUCAGUGCGGUCCUUUCAUGUGAGCAUGGGCGACCCUGACCUUUAUUCUCAUCUUGAUACUUUGAUAACAUUAGCCUUGGAAAAUGGGGUCCAAUUCCUAAGACUGACUCUUUAUGGUAUCAUUGACUGCAUGGGUUUCAAGUCUGUUUAUAUUUCUAAUCUUGUUCAACUCCACACUCUUGAACUUUACUUGCAAGACAACGAUGUUGAUGUUGAUGAAAUUGUGAUUGCAUCUCAAAGGCGUGAGAUGCCAAAGUUUUCAGUAGCUGUAGCUCCCAAAGGUGGUUUAAAGUUUGAGCGUGAUGAAGAUCAUAGAUCUUGACAACAUAUUGCGAGUCUAGGUUGAGGCACAUGUUAGAAUUAUCUUGGAAUAAAAGAUGAAUCUCUCAUCAAUAGAAUUGUUGAUAGUGC
Molecule: messenger RNA, 722 nt
Organism: Rubroshorea leprosula
Lineage: Eukaryota; Viridiplantae; Streptophyta; Magnoliopsida; Malvales; Dipterocarpaceae
Source: the annotation of a GenBank genome assembly